Messenger RNA from Schizosaccharomyces osmophilus, 1413 nucleotides. Its product is annotated as transmembrane transporter. Gene Ontology annotation, biological process: transmembrane transport. The transcript has a single exon. Lineage: Eukaryota; Fungi; Ascomycota; Schizosaccharomycetes; Schizosaccharomycetales; Schizosaccharomycetaceae. Gene Ontology annotation, molecular function: transmembrane transporter activity. The coding region runs from base 1 to 1413 and encodes 470 amino acids. Gene Ontology annotation, cellular component: membrane. The record is from RefSeq and is a predicted model, not a curated record.
AUGGAACUAAGACUGGAAGAAGAAAUUAUUGAGAAAUUCAACAAACAACCUGAGGACCAUGAAAAAUCGGCAGAAAAACAAGAUCACGAAUCCAUUCGACCAACAAUUGAAGUUACUGAGGAAUCCGAUUCAAUUGAUAGGAAACCCCCCGCCAUAAGUGCUGCCCUCAUUCUAUUGAAUAAUUUUGUCCUCUCGAUUUCCUUUUCGAUUGUCAUUCCUACUUCUGACACUUAUGUCAAAGCCCUAGGAGGAAGCGAAGUUUUGUCUGGUCUCAUUAUCGGUCUUCCUAUGAUCACGGCCCUCGUCACUUUAUAUCCCAUGCUUUUACUGUCGAAUCCUAAAUCUGCCAAUGGGUUUACCUUUUACAAACGUCCCUAUCUUUGCUCGUGUGUCACAGCAAUUUUAGGACACAUCCUUUAUUCACUUGCCUUCAAAGCUAAAAGCAUCGCUCUCCUCCUAGUAAGCCGAAUCAUACUAGGUGUAGCAUGUGUCAUGUAUCUGUACCAUAAAAAGUUCAUGUCCGACAGAAUAUUGGUCGGCGCAAAAUACAGAACUUUUAUGAGCACUCUCAACAUCAUUAUGCAAACCGCUGGAAUUGCCAUUGGUCCUUUCCUUGGUGGUUUAAUGGCCAAAGCUUCUUCCCAUUCUCACAACACUAUAUGGAAUCAAUAUACUUCCGGAAACUGGCUACUAGCCAUUUUUUGGUUUGUUUUGUUACUUGUUUCUUCCAUUUUCUACUAUGAUGCUGACUAUACCAUUCCUCCUGUCCCUCCAAGAAGUAAAACUCCCCAUUCUAAUCCUGAGACCGAAACCACACAUCGCCGUCCAGACCUUGCUUCUAUUUUAAAAAUUUCUGUUUCUGGAUUUAUUGCCUUCUCUUGCUUUUUUACAAUGGAGGCAUACCAAGCUUCCAUCCCCAUCUACACCAAUUACCUCUACAAGUAUUCUCCCUUUCAAUCGGGUAACUUCCUUGCUCUUGCAUGUCUCAUUGAUAUUCCAUUUCUCCUUUUCUUUUCUUUCCUUUCAAGGUGGGUAGAAGACCGAAAACUUACAUUAAUAGGUAUUCUAAUUACGCUCAUAUCAGUCUCUGUUCAUCUCAUUGUCAGCAGACUCCAUAAAGAGUAUCUCCAACUUUACUUCACUUUGUUUUCUCUUAUCUUUUUCGGAACUUCCAUCGCCUUUUCACCCCUUGUAUCUCUUCUCACUAAGCAGCUUCACCCAGAUCAUCACUUGCUAGCAAGCGUAGUAAUUCAAAUCAGCAUAGCUAUUGCAGACACUGUUGGCCCUGUUUUUGGAGGUGCAAUUCGUGUGAUUUCUUCUCUCGGAUUCCUAGCCACUUUACUUGCUUUGAAUGCAUUGACAGCCUUUUUUAUGCUUUGUAUUUGGAAAACCGCCAAAGUCAAAAUUGGGUAG